CGCAAAACUUGGGUGUAUCAAAAUCUUCCUCCACACUCGCCUUUACACACCUCUCAGCCAACUCAGCUCUGUACUCCCCAAAAUAGUUCCCCCUGCUUGUCAGAUCACGAUGUCUGAACCCAUCAGGAACAAGAAAGCGGACAUUCCGAUCGCACCGACACCUCAAAACACUCCAGCCAAUAACGCUCCUAUCUCUUCUCAUGCCCAGCAACCUGGAAUUGCCAGCAUCAAAGAAGAGUCCCUUGACCAUGCUACGGCCGCUUCUCUUUUCGCACGCAAUCCGGGUCUAGUCUCCAUGAUUCAAGGGAAACUGGGCUCUCUUGUCGGCCGCUCUUCGGGCUACAUCGAGUCCCUACCCGUAUCGGUUCGCCGGCGAGUUGCUGGACUGAAGGGUAUCCAGAAGGAGCAUGCCAAGCUGGAGGCUCAGUUCCAGGAAGAAGUGUUGGAACUCGAGAAGAAGUAUUUUGCGAAAUUCACUCCUCUUUACCAGAGACGUGCCACAAUAGUUAAUGGUGAGACUGAGCCCACUGACUCGGAGGUUGCAAAUGGCCGCGAAGAGGAGGAUGACGCCGAGGUCGAAGGCGAAGCUAGCAAAGAUGAAGCCGAUGAUUCAACAACAGCUGGAAUCCCUGAGUUCUGGCUAUCAGCUAUGAAGAAUCAAAUUUCCCUUGCGGACAUGAUCACUGAACGCGACGAAGAGGCCCUGAAGUAUCUUACCGACAUCCGGAUGGAGUAUCUUGACCGCCCUGGAUUCCGUCUUAUCUUCGAGUUUACCGAGAACCCCUUCUUCUCUAACCAAUCCAUCUCGAAAACCUAUUACUACAAGGAAGAGAACGGCUACGGAGGUGACUUCAUUUAUGAUCAUGCGGAAGGCACCAAGAUCGACUGGAAAGCGGACAAGGAUCUUACCGUACGGAUCGAGAGCAAGAAACAGAGAAACAAGAAUACCAAACAAACCCGCGUUGUCAAGAUAACUGUUCCCACGGAGUCUUUCUUCAAUUUCUUCUCACCCCCACAGCCCCCCUCCGAUGAUGAUGAUACUGUCGCCACUGAUAUCGAGGAGCGUCUCGAACUUGACUAUCAGCUUGGAGAAGAUAUCAAGGAAAAACUGAUUCCCAGAGCAAUUGAUUGGUUCACUGGGGAGGCUCUCCAAUUCGAGGAACUAGGUGACGACAUGGACGAGGAUGAAUUCGAUUUGGAGGAUGAUGAAGACGAUGAAGACGAAGACGAAGACGAUGACCGGGAAACUGACCGUGAUGUCGAUGAGGACUCAGAUGAAGAGGACGGUACUUCUAAGCCGAAGAAGGAGGCAGCAGAAUGCAAACAAAGCUGAGGGCGGUUUGAUUUGACACAGCCAUAAGAACUGUAUCUCAGUCGUGACCGGACUUAUAUGUGCUUGGUUGUCUCAACUGUUUCCUACACCCGUGCGCCUUUUGUUCGAUUUCUAAUAUUGCCUCAAAUUGUUUCUCCUAUCAGAUGCCUCCUACUCCUAAUCUCUUCUUAUGUUUAUGCACUAGCAAAGUUCUCAAAUACAAACAUCUUACUCAAAGUCUUAAAGUCUCACGGGUCUGCGCUGACGCAUGUAUUUCGGUAGCGAGUCUCUUAAUUAUCUUUUGCCGUUAAAUUAGGUUACUGGCCUCUGUUAGAUUCCCAGGAUGCUUGGGGCAAUUGGAGUUUAAUCUCAUUCCUGGUGUUAUCAA
Aspergillus japonicus CBS 114.51 is the source of this 1700-nucleotide messenger RNA. RefSeq names its product histone chaperone NAP1 (gene nap1). Gene Ontology annotation, biological process: nucleosome assembly. The transcript is spliced from 5 exons. NCBI's taxonomy places the organism in Eukaryota, Fungi, Ascomycota, Eurotiomycetes, Eurotiales, Aspergillaceae. The coding region runs from base 110 to 1333 and encodes 407 amino acids. Gene Ontology annotation, molecular function: histone binding; chromatin binding. Gene Ontology annotation, cellular component: nucleus; chromatin. The record is from RefSeq and is a predicted model, not a curated record.